AUGAGUGAAUCCUAGCUAAUUGAAAAGCUUCAAAAAUAUGGUAAUAAGAAAGGAAUGUAUGAGAAUGAUCUAUUAAAUUCCUCCUAGGAAUGCAGCUAUAAGAUUAGCACAAGUCCUAGGUUUCAUAAAUAUCAUCAUCAAUCGCCUGUCAUUUAUCAAUCUCCUGCUAAUGUUUCAUCAUCCUUAGAACAUUAUCCCUUUGAUAAAGAAGAUUUAUAAAUCAAAGACCCUCAAGGUGAAAUACGCUUCUUGCUUAACAUCAUAGAUUAAUUGUAAUAUGAUUUAUAGAUGCAAUACAAUGACAGCGAGAUGAUUAAAAAGAAGUAUUAAGAAUUACAAUAUUAAGUUCAGAAGAUGCAAAGCAAUGUUUUCAAAGAGUAAGAAUAAUAUGAAACGAAGCAAUUCUGUGAUUAAUUAGAUAAACAAAACAAAUAAUUAAAUAAUGAGAAUAACACACUCAAAAAAAAUUACUAAGAAGUUUAAUAAAAAUAUCUUGAUUGCUAAAAGGAAUUAGAUAAUUUAAAACUCAAUGCUUCUGAACUACUAAUUUAAAAUGAAGGACUAUAUUCUCUAUUAAACUCUUUAAAAGAUAAACAUUAAUUCGAUAUUGACAGUCAAGCAAAACAUUUUGAACUUAUUAACCAAAAAAAAAUUGAUGAUGAAGUCUAUGUCGUUCAGAAAUAAUACAGAAGAGAAAUUGAAACACAGAAUUCUAUCUCAGAUUCAUACAAAAAAAAAAUAGAAGACCUAACGAAUGAGUGUGAGAUUAAAUCAAAGAAAUUAAGUCAAUAGCAAGAGCUUAAUUUAAAACAAGAAUUAGAAAUUGAGAUUUUAAAUGGAAAAUUAAUAAGAUAUUAAAAAUUGGAAUAAGAAUUAGUAGAUAUUGAUACUCUAUUCCAAUAAAAAAAUAGAUUGUGCUAAUAACUGGUUUAGGAAAACUAAAAAUUAGGGGAAGAGUUGAAGUACUAAAAAUAAUAAAUAUAGUAAUUGGAUUCUUCAUUUAAGUUAUAAUAAAAUAUUUUAGACAAGGAAAGGAAUGACUAUAUUGAUAGAAUUAAAUAAUUAUAAAAAUAGUUAGACGAAUUAUCAAAUGUUAAUAAUGAAUUCAAAAAAAAAGAGUUGGAACAAUAAAGAUUGCUAAAUAAAUUAUCAGAAUAUGGAGAUGAAAACAUGAGAUUAUUGGAAUAAAACACUUUUAUCUUGGAUAAGACAAAUGACUCAGAGACAUUAAGAGUUAAUUAUAAGAAUUUAGUUAAAAAAUAUUAUAAUUUAAAAAGUGAAAAUGAUGGAUUAGUAUAAGCAAUAAAUUCACACAUAACUAAUAGUGCUAUUUUGCAAAGAUAAUUAUCAAAUGCAAUUAUUGAGAAAAAUGAAGUUAUUACAAACCUGCAUUAUACUUAAUAACAAUUACUUAAUUUGUAAUACUCAAUAAGUCAUUGA
This is a messenger RNA of Paramecium octaurelia, 1440 nucleotides long. The record is from the annotation of a GenBank genome assembly. NCBI's taxonomy places the organism in Eukaryota, Ciliophora, Oligohymenophorea, Peniculida, Parameciidae.